Messenger RNA from Nanorana parkeri, 1923 nucleotides. RefSeq names its product component of oligomeric golgi complex 8 (gene COG8). The record is from RefSeq and is a predicted model, not a curated record. The transcript is spliced from 5 exons. Gene Ontology annotation, biological process: intra-Golgi vesicle-mediated transport. Bases 33 to 1838 code for a protein of 601 amino acids. NCBI's taxonomy places the organism in Eukaryota, Metazoa, Chordata, Amphibia, Anura, Dicroglossidae. Gene Ontology annotation, cellular component: COG complex.
AAAGUUUUGUUGAAGUGUGGCAGUCCGUAGUAAUGAUGGCGGCGGUAGACGUGGAAGAAGAGAGUGUCUUGGCCUCGGUGUUUCGUAGCAGCUUUCCGGACAGCUGGCGGGACAGCCCAGACUUCGCUGCCUACCUGCUGGAGCUCAGCUCCUUCGGGGUAGACAAGCUACGAAGGGAGCCGGAGCGGCUGAGCGAGGAGCGGGCGCAGAUCCUGCAGCAGACCCGGGAGCUGGCCUUCACCCACUACAAGACCUUCAUCCGCACUGCCGACUGCACCGAGCUCAUCUACCGGGACUUCGGACAGGUGGAGGACAAUGUGUCCCGACUACUGGCCAAGCUGCCCGGCUUCCAAGAGACCUGCAGGGGUUUUGUGAAGCAGGCGGAGGAUAUCAGUGCCAGUCGGCGUAUGAAUACACUGACUCUGAACCGACAUACAGAAAUUUUAGAGAUCUUGGAGAUCCCACAGUUAAUGGACACUUGUGUACGUAAUGGAUAUUAUGAAGAGGCUCUGGAGCUCGCCGCCUAUGUCAAACGCCUAGAGAAGAAACAUUCCUCUAUACCUGUCAUCCAGGGAAUAGUGAAUGAAGUCAGACAAUCUUCACAGCUCAUGUUGAAUCAGCUUCUGCAGCAGCUCCGCAGUAACAUUCAGCUUCCGGUCUGUUUGCGUGUGAUUGGCUACCUUCGCAGGAUGGAUGUCUUCACCGAGGCAGAGUUGCGUAUCAAGUUCCUCCAGGCCCGGGAUGCUUGGCUACGAUCUAUGCAGAGCUCCAUCCCUCAGGAUGACCCAUAUUUCCACCUGACUAAAACCAUUGAGAGCUGUCGUGUCCACUUGUUUGAUGUCAUCACACAGUAUAGGGCUAUAUUCUCUGAUGAAGAUCCUCUCCUGUUACCACCUCCACCCAGCGGCCUUUUGCCUGUGAAUGAGUCUGCCAUAUUUCAUGGUUGGGUGCUCCAGAAGAUUAGCGAGUUUCUACAAGUGCUGGAAUGUGACCUCCAGAAGGGUGUAGGAAGCCGACUGGAUUCUCUUUUGGGUCAGUGCAUGUACUUUGGACUGUCUUUCAGCCGCGUUGGUGCAGAUUUUCGUGGUCAGCUAGCACCUAUCUUUCAGCGUGUUGCUGCUGAGACUUUUGCACGAGCUGCCAAGGAAGCUGUGGAGAAGUUCCAGGAGGAGAUGAACAUGUAUACACUGAUCUCCAACCCCAUGGUAAUGGGCACCAGUAUCCCACCAGUCUCGACACCACCUGCCCAGCCUGGAACCUUGCAGCCUCCCAUGGUACUCCUGGACUUCCCUCCACUAGCCUGCUUUCUUAACAACAUUCUGGUGGCCUUUAAUGACUUGCGCCUUUGCUGUCCAGUAUCAGUAACUCAGGAGGUGACAAACAUAUUACAGGAUUCUUUAGAAAAGGUUGUGAAAACCAUCCGGUCAUUCCAUCGAGCUGAGGAAGCCGCUUUCAGCCCUCAGGAAAGUGAAUUGUUUAUUCAGUUCUGCACAGUUUUCUUAGAGGACCUGACGCCAUAUCUGAACCGCUGUUUACAGGUUCUUUUCCCUCCGGCUCAGAGGGCUCAGAUUUUAGGUGUGCCCGCUACACAGCUUUCUCGUUAUGGCAACUUGGGCUCUAUCAAUGUCCAUGUUCUGCAGGAAGCCUUGGAGGGACUAUUACCGCACAAGGAGCCUGUACUUGUGGUAGAUAGAGAACCAGUGACCACACUGCCAACUGACUAUGAACCGGAGAAAGCUCUUACACUCACUGAGAGUGUAGAAGUACCCGAAAAAGACAAUGAACAGAUACCUUCUGCUCUUACAGAGACAGCUAUGCCUGCAGGAGAUGACCAGUGAUUGGUAUAAUAGGAACAUAAUGAUGACAGGUGGGAUGUGUCUGAUACUCUGAGAAAAGACACUCCAGCUAAAACUGGUAUACUGG